AUGUCCGAGACAGAAGAGAAGAAACCGAGAAGCUACGAAGAAAUCUUGAGGUUUGGAGCUUUACCAGAAAAGCUAAGGACUCCUAUUUUUGCGGCCUUUUGCGUUGGUAUGACGGCGUUCGCCUGUCCUGGUAUCUUCGGAGCGUUGAACGGUUUGGGAGCAGGAGGAGGAGCCGAUGCUUCGACCAGUAACAUUGCCAACGCCAUAACUUUUGGAACCAUAGCUGUCGGUGGUUUUUUAACAGGAAGCAUUACCAACCAAAUUGGAGUCAAACAGGCCUUAAUCAUUGGAGCUUCGUUCUAUUCACCUUAUGCGGCAGCCAUGUACGUCACGAACUACCACCCUACAAACAAAUGGUUCAUGCCAUUUGCUGCAUUCCUACUAGGGUGUUCAGCUGCGUUCUUAUGGAUUACUUCUGCAGCCAUUCUUCUUGGAUAUGCUGAACACCACAAUAAGGGCAAGGCAAUGUCUAUGAAGAUCUCUUUGCAACACUUGGGAGCAUCGAUUGGUGGUAUGAUUGCGCUGGGUAUGAACCACGAAAAGACAUCUUCGAGAGUCAUAACGAGGGCCACAUACCUUGUGCUUACAUUUGUGAUGCUUGUUGGUAUCCCAUUUGCAUUCCUGCUUCCCACUCCAAAGCAAAUCAGAAGAUCCGACGGUUCAGCUGUUGUGCUUGAAAAACAACCAUCUCUGUGGAAAGAGUUCGGGGUCUUGAUCAAGCUUCUAAAGACGUGGGAAGUAAUUACGUUACUUCCAAUAUUGAUGUACAACCAAUGGUAUUUGUCUUAUCAGUGGACUUUCAAUGCUUCCUACUUUACAGUCAGAGGAAGAGCAUUAAACUCGUUUCUGUUCUAUGUUUUUGGAAUGAUUGGUUCUUGGCUUACCGGUCUGUUUCUGGACGGCAGUUUUCGCGGAAGAAAAUCAAAAGCUAGGGCUGCUUUUGUGGCUGUUAAUUUUUUCGCAGCCUCUUCAUGGAUCCUUGCGAUUGUAAUUGCAAAGAAGUGGGAGAACAAGACGGAGUUGUAUGACUGGGGUACUGGUGGCUACGGUCUGGGUUGCUUCAUGUUCUGCCUCUGGGGAUUUAUGGACGCGGGCGUUAACACAUUACUGUAUUGGGUUGUUGGUGGGUUGAGUGAUAACGUCAACCAGCUGUCGAUUCUUUCUGGAGUCAUUAAUGGAGUUGGAUCCCUAGGGUCAGCCAUGGCGUUUGUGAUGUCUGCAAAAAAUGUAUCGCUUGUUGCCCAGUGUGCAGUGAAUGUGGGUUUAUACUUUUUCGGCGUUCCAUUUUUUGGCGUUGUCACAUGGCAUGUCAAGGACGAUAAGGCACUUUUCGAUGAUUCUGCUGACAGCAACUCAGAAGAUUUUGACAAGAUUGUUGAAUCGGUUGAAGAGAAAGCUUAA
Kuraishia capsulata CBS 1993 is the source of this 1401-nucleotide messenger RNA. RefSeq lists its product as uncharacterized. The coding region runs from base 1 to 1401 and encodes 466 amino acids. The record is from RefSeq and is a predicted model, not a curated record. NCBI's taxonomy places the organism in Eukaryota, Fungi, Ascomycota, Pichiomycetes, Pichiales, Pichiaceae. The transcript has a single exon.